AUGAGGGCUGUGCUGCUACUGGGCCUGCUGGCCACGGCCAGCGCGGUGCACCUCGAUUUCUCGAGCGGCACUCUGGACGGAUGGACGCACUCUGACGACGGCAAGUACGAGGGAAAAUUCGUGGUGGCCACCCCUGAGGGCCUGGACGCAGUGACGGCGCUCAAGGUGCCAGAGAAGGCCAAGCAUUAUGGCAUCAGCAAGCUGCUGCCGGCGGCGGUGGACCCCGCCAGCGACCUGGUGCUGCAGUUCGACCUCAAGCUGACCAACGGCCUCAGCUGCGGCGGCGCCUACAUCAAAUUCGUGACUGAUGAGGCUUCCUUCACCCCCAGCGGCCUCAAGGACGACACCCCUUACACCGUCAUGUUUGGGCCCGACAAGUGCGGCGACACAAACAAGGUGCACCUCAUCCUGCGCCACAAGAGCCCCAAGACCGGCAAGAUCGAGGAGAAACACCUGCAGUCGCCUCCCUUUGUGGAGACCGACUCAAAGACCCACGUGUACACCGCGAUCCUGCGCGCCUCCAACAACAGCUAUGCGGUGCUGGUGGACGGCGAGGAGAAGAAGUCGGGCAGCCUGUUUGACGACUUUGAGCCCCCCAUCAACCCCCCCGAGACCAUCCCUGACCCAGAGGACAAAAAGCCCUCCGACUGGGUGGAUGAGGCCCGGAUUGCCGACCCCGAUGCCAAGAAGCCCGAGGACUGGGAUGAGGAUGCGCCCCGCGAGAUCCCCGAUGAGGAUGCCAAGAAGCCCGAGGGCUGGCUGGAUGAGGAGCCUGAUGAGGUGGACGACGCUGAGGCCAAGAAGCCCGAGGAUUGGGAUGAUGAGGAGGACGGCGACUGGGAGCCCCCCAAGGUGCCCAACCCCAAGUGCAAGGACGCCCCCGGCUGCGGCGAGUGGAAGCGCCCCAGCAAGCCGAACCCUGCCUACAAGGGCAAGUGGAGCGCGCCCAUGAUUGACAACCCCGCCUACAAGGGCGUGUGGAAGCCUCGCGAGAUCCCCAACCCCGAGCACAACAAGGACCCUGCGCCCCUGACCAACAUUGGCAAGGUGGGCGCGGCCGCCAUUGAGAUCUGGACCAUGGACGACGGCUACUUCUUCGACAAUGUGGUGGUCAGCAACAGCGAGGCUGAGGCGGCAGAGGUCCGGGAGAAGAGCUGGGCGCCCAAGAAGGUCAUUGAGGAUGCCAAGGAGGCUGAGGAGAAGGCCAAGGCUGAGGAGGCAGCCAAGAAGGCAGAGGCGGAGGCGGCGCCGGAUGCAGCAGAUGACGAUGGCGAUGAUGAGGACGACAAGGAGACUGAGGAGGAGAACAAGGCGGAGCUUUAG
Messenger RNA from Chlorella variabilis, 1323 nucleotides. RefSeq lists its product as hypothetical. The record is from RefSeq and is a predicted model, not a curated record. Gene Ontology annotation, cellular component: endoplasmic reticulum; endoplasmic reticulum membrane. The coding region runs from base 1 to 1323 and encodes 440 amino acids. The transcript is spliced from 10 exons. Lineage: Eukaryota; Viridiplantae; Chlorophyta; Trebouxiophyceae; Chlorellales; Chlorellaceae. Gene Ontology annotation, biological process: protein folding. Gene Ontology annotation, molecular function: calcium ion binding.